GCCAAUCUAGUUUCGCCAAGGGCUUCUGGGCGAAUUCCCAAAUUACCACUUUUUUUCAGCACUCGUCCACGUCCAAUCGGGUGAAUCUAGAUUGGCCCAGAACUUGAAAAAGAUGACUAGGUGAAACCCGUUUCUUUUCAACAGUUUUCACUGACUGUGUGCUGGUCAAUUACAAAGUGCUAGUCGACAAUAUAUAAAAAAAACGUGCACUAAUCAAAUCAAAGUGUACAGUUAUAAAAAUAAAACGUAGGCCUACAAGUGACAAAUAAAGACGUGAAAUAUAACAAGGGCAUUACUGACCCUGUUACAAUCUUAACUAUCUUUUAAUGAAGAUGAAACAAAAGAAGAUUUGAACACCAACAAUUAACAUAUUAUUUCUCUCUCUGUUGUGUGUGUGUUGCGAGUUUGCCUGCACUUUACUAUUUCACUCUCUCUCUCUCUCUCUUUCUUUCUCUCUCUCUUUCUCUCUCUGAAUUCAAUUUGAAUUGCUUUAUUGGCAUGACUGAUUUUUUACAAGUAUUGCCAAAGCAAUGAUGGGUAAAUUCCAUCUUUACAAUGAACAUUUAAAACAUAUGUAAAUAAAACAAAAACAACACAGUACUUCAAACACAUCACAACAACAAUAAUAAUGAGAAUAAUGAUAUACAUUUUUAUAUGUAUUCUAUAACAUUUAUUUAUUUGUUUAUUUAUUUUUCUUUUCCUCCUUGUGUGAAGAUCCUCAGUGUCACUCCCUGUCCCUCAGUUUGUGGCAGGCGCUUGUGUACUGGGCUGCCACUUCUAGACAGCUUGUCUGCUCUCCGAGGAGGAUGGGGAGUUUUUUUGGGUCUGGCAAGUCUGAGAAAUCUAUGCAGAGAUUUUGUAUUUUUGGGAAGAAGGCUUCCCUUAUAUUCUUAUAUUUUGUGCACUGCAGUAAAAAGUGUAUCUUUGUCUCAACCUGAUUGAGCUGACAGUGAUCGUGAUCUCUCUCUCUCUCUCUCUCUCUCUCUCUCUCUCUCUCUCUCUCUCUCUCUCUCUCUUGUGUGUGUGGCGAGUUUGCCUGCACAUAUGAUGGAGCGAGACUUUUUGACUUUUAACUUUUUGGGAGAGAGAGCUAUUAAAACCAGCAAUGGUGUCCUGCCUUUUCUGCACUGCCACUGGAAACCCAGCACACAGUCGCUACAUUGUUGUCAGAUGUGGAGGCAAGCACCAGACAUUUCCAGCAAAUAAAAAUGGCUUUAAAGUAGGCAUGCGAUUAGAAGGCAUUGAUCCACUUCACCCAUCUAUGCUUUGUGUGCUGUCUGUUGCAGAGGUUUUGGGGUAUCGCAUUAGGCUUCACUUUGAUGGCUUUUCAGAGUGCUACGAUUUUUGGGCUAAUGCUGAUUCACCUGAUAUUCAUCCUGUGGGAUGGUGUACAAUGACAGGGCACAAACUUCAACCACCGAAAGCUUUUACGGAAGAUGGAUUUGAUUGGGAAAGUUACCUAACAGCUUGUAGUGUUCAAGCUGCACCAAAGAAUCUGUUUAAAAACCAAAAUACAACUGUGACUCCAUCAGGAUUUCAAGUUGGGAUGAAACUAGAAGCGGUUGACAGAAAGAACCCUUCCCUGGUCUGUGUUGCAUCCAUUGCAGAUAUUGUGGGUAAUCGCUUCCUGGUGCACUUCGAUAACUGGGAUGAUACAUAUGAUUACUGGUGCAAUGCCAGUAGUCCGCAUAUCCAUCCAGUAGGAUGGUGUCAGGACAAUGGACGACCCCUUACGGCACCCCAGGGAUACCCCAAUCCAGAAAGCUUCUCUUGGGAGGAAUAUUUAGAAGAAACAGGCACUUCAGCAGUUGCAGGCCAUGCUUUUAAAGUGAGACCAGCUCAUGGUUUCCUGGUUAAUAUGAAGCUUGAGGUUGUGGAUAAACGCAACCCCAUGUUGUUACGUGUUGCCACUGUGGUGGAUGCUGAGGAUUACAGGAUAAAGGUCCAUUUUGAUGGCUGGAGUCGCAAAUUUGAUUUCUGGAUUGAUUCAGACACACCUGAUAUUCACCCAGUAGGAUGGUGCAGAAGGACAGGACACCCUCUAGAAUUACCCCUCAGACCAGCUGACCUUAAGACCACAAGCAGCCAGGGAGUGUGCCCAACACCUGGAUGCAGAGGAGUUGGCCACAUCAAAGGGGCAAGACAUACUGGACACCAUAGUGCCUUCGGUUGCCCUUACUCCGAGAUUAACAUGAAAAAGGAGAUGAUACUUCCGGAUCGUCUCGGAGGAGAGAAACAAAUGACCUUCAUCCCUGUACAUUUGGCACCAAAAACAAAACGGCUCUAUAGCCCUGAUGCAGAUGAAAAGCCUGAGGAAUAUAAUAUGUAUUCUAGGAGCCCAGUGUCGGGGUACGAUGGACCGGGUCAUCUCAGAGGAAGGUACGCGGCACACCAGCGACUGUCUGGAUACCCACUAGCUGAGAAACAAGACCUCAAGGUCAAGACAGAACACAACAGUGAUCAUCAAGCUCAGGGAAAUAAAGUAUUCACUCCAGCUGUUAAAAAAUCUAAGCUACAAAGCAGGCUUGCUCAGUCAGCAACGUAUCUGAAAAUCAAAGAAGAAAAAGAAGAAGAUGAUGAAGAAGAAGAAGAUGAAAUUGACUUGCACAGUCUGUUUAGAGACUACAGUGUUGACAACAUGCAGCAGGCUCUUCACCAGUCUGUCUUCCUGUCAGCCAUGUCUACUCAACCCAAUCGCGACCUCCCGCUUUGCUGGGAGCAGCACUGCAAACUGCUGCCUGGAGUGGCAGGGGUACAAGCCAGCCGCGUUGCACACUGGACUGCCGAUGAGGUGGCUAGCUUUGUGCAUUCUCUCCCUGGAUGUGAGGAGCAAGCUAAGCAAUUCAAGGAAGAGCAAAUUGAUGGAAAAGCUUUCUUACUGCUCAGUCAAGUGGACAUCGUAAAGAUAAUGAGCGUCAAAUUGGGCCCAGCUCUGAAGAUCUACAAUUCCAUUCUGAUGUUCAAGAAUGCUGAAGACAUGAGCAAAGACACAGAAUCAGGAAAUAUUGAGCUGGAUACAUGAAGUAAAUCAACACUCAGCCACCCAAGCAGCCACACUGUAUUCUGUGCAUUCGGCUUUGAUGUAUUAGUACUAUUAAAGGGACCAAGGAAACAUGUGUUUUUGCAAUGGCUGCACAAGCUGUCAUUGGCAAAGGAUAAUCAUGGAUUCUACUAUUAAUAUUUCUUGUGUAGUGUAAUUUACACUACUAAAGACACUGGGCACAGCCUCCUGUCUUUUGGCUUUAAUGCUACUGGGAUGUAAUGGCUUAAUAAACUGCACAGAACAUGCAUUAUUUAUAGAUUGUAUUUGCUUAAGUGAAUUUUUUACAGAGUUACGUAAAGAACUGACAAUCAACAAACCUAAAGCAUUGUAUUGUAGCACCAUACCGGUGUUAACCAUAUAAAGAAACAACACAAGGUAAACAAAAAUCAGUCAAAAGUUCAUUUAAAUCCAUUGUGGAUUCGUUUUUGCUAUUUUGUGAAAUAAAUACAUCCACGAUUGAAGUCUAGUUAAAGAUGCAUUGUAUUUAUUGUAAGCAGUUGUGAAUUUAUACGUGUUUGUGACAAUGAAGGAAAAAAUAAUAUAUUCUCAUUUUAACAGAGAAUGUAUUUUAUAGUAUCUUAAUAUUACAUACAAGCAGCUAGAAGAGAGUAUUUAUUUUGAAUAGGUGCAAGGUGUAGUUGUUGAGCUGUGAAAAAUUGCAUUUAUAUUGCUAUGAGUUCAUUAAAGCACUUCAGGCUUUCAAAGUGCAAUCAAUCUCACUCUCCUUUAACAAUUUUAGCUGUUCCAAGGUGUGACAUUGAUUUUUUUUUUUUACUUGCUUUUUCUAAGGUUUGUAUUUGUCUGAACUUCAGUUUAAUCCUGAUUGUCAUUGCACAUAAUUUACGAAGUACUGCAAUUUAGAAAUAAAUAAAUCAUUGAAAGAACUGUCAUCAUUGCUCCUUCGUGUGCUAUAAUGCAGUUUUCAUUAACAGCGAUUUUCUAGUGUUUCUACUAAGCAAAGAUGCAUUACUGUACAUGUAUUACACAUGAUAAAACAAAUAAAGAUGUAUAUUUCUUAAAGACUUUGCAAUCCAGUUAAGUUUACAUCUCAAAUUGUGAAAUCUGUAAAACAACAAUGCUGUCAAAGUUUUAAAAGGUAACUUUUGUUUAAUAUAUUUGGACACAUGUACGGAACACUACCUGUUAUUUUGAGUUACUGUAUUCCUUAGUGGGGGCUUAUUAAAAGCAAGUCAAUUUAGUAAUAUGUAGAAAUAAAGUGUGGAUACUUAAUGUUAAAUCACAUGCAGUUUGAAUAAUGUGGAAUGUAGGUUACAACAUACAGGGCAUGUUAUAAACUAGAACAGAUGUCUUUAAACAUAUUCAGUGGAUAAAAUAUAUUGUACAUAUUUGUAAACUACAGCAUUUUUAUAUUUUACACCUUUUACAUAACAUUUAAUUACACUUAAUGUAUGGAAUAGUUAGAAUAAACAGCAAAAAAAAAGCAUUUAUUUACAAAGCCAAUAUUCAUUCACAUGAUGCUUUACACUUUAUUUUAAUAUCACUUGAACGAACUUACAUACAGUAGUGGACAUAGCUGGAUUUUUAUUUAGUCUUUGUUUAUUGUAAGAAUGAAGUCUUGGAAAUCUUAAUAAAGGAGUAUUGUUGAUAUUUUUUGUAUCUUUAAUAGAAUAAAGAAAAAGCUUAAAUUA
Acipenser ruthenus (sterlet) is the source of this 4692-nucleotide messenger RNA. RefSeq names its product lethal(3)malignant brain tumor-like protein 3. Bases 1106 to 3022 code for a protein of 638 amino acids. Gene Ontology annotation, molecular function: protein binding; zinc ion binding. Gene Ontology annotation, biological process: regulation of DNA-templated transcription. Gene Ontology annotation, cellular component: nucleus. The transcript is spliced from 16 exons. NCBI's taxonomy places the organism in Eukaryota, Metazoa, Chordata, Actinopteri, Acipenseriformes, Acipenseridae. The record is from RefSeq and is a predicted model, not a curated record.